Messenger RNA from Amphibalanus amphitrite, 643 nucleotides. Its product is annotated as sodium/potassium/calcium exchanger 1-like. Lineage: Eukaryota; Metazoa; Arthropoda; Thecostraca; Balanomorpha; Balanidae. Gene Ontology annotation, cellular component: extracellular matrix. The record is from RefSeq and is a predicted model, not a curated record. The transcript is spliced from 2 exons. Bases 136 to 576 code for a protein of 146 amino acids.
CGAUUUCGACGUAGGUGACCUUGCGUUAGGUAAUUUCGAGUGUCCUAUAAAAGAGCCCACGUUACGUUCGAAGUCAACCAGUGCUCCCAGCACCAGCAUCCAAAUCACACCUAAAAAGUGAAUCCAGUUCGCACAAUGAAGGUUCUGUUUGUCCUGUUUGCCCUGGUGGCGGCGGCCUCGGCCAGCGAUCUGGGCCAGUACGGAGACGAUCAGGAGCACCAGGACGUCGAACACACCCCCUACGAGUUCAGCUACGCCGUCGAGGACGACGACACCGUGUUCUCUCAGAGCGAGCAGGGCGACGAGGAGGGUGACGUGGAGGGCGAGUACGCCGUCAACCUGCCCGACGGCCGUGUGCAGACGGUCCGCUACUCGGCCGGCGACGAGACCGGCUACACGGCCGAGGUCAGCUACGAGGGCGAGGCCCAGUACCCCGAGCAGGACUCCUACGAGCAGGAGGAGGAGCAGGAGGACGAUGGAGAGGAAGAGGAGGAAGAGGAGGAGGACGAAGAGGAGGAGGGAGAGGAGGAGGAGGAGCUGAUUCCUAUCUAUGCCUACCGGCCCGUGUACAACUAGUCAGUGUCAAUGUCGUGUGUUUAUUUAAUAUGUUUAAAGCAUUUUCAUCAAUUCUUUGAUGAAGUAA